AUGAAUUUGUUUAAGGUGGUUGAAGUAAAAAGUAUCUCUUGGAAGGAAGCUAGGGAACUGUUCUAUGAACAAGUGAGUAGAGACAUUCCACUGUCAGAUGUCAAGUCCUUUGCUGAAACUAUAGUUAAGGGCUGUGGUGGUUUGCCACUGCUGAUUAUUGUUACUGGAAGAGCCUUAGGAGAGAAAAAUGAUGUUUCCAUAUGGAAGGAUGCUUCAAAAAAAUUCUCACUGCAUAAAACUUCUAGAAAAUGUCAAAUUGAAGAUAGUUGUUUCCUCCACUGUGCUCUAUUUUCAGAAGCUCAGGAGGUCAGUAUAAAUAAAUUCAUAGAAUAUUGUAUACAAGAAGGUUUAAUCACUGGUGCUCAAGCUGAUGCACAUAGAAGGGGUCGUUAUAUAGUUGAUAUUCUUAUACAUGCUUCAUUUUUACAAGUUACUGAAGGUGGAAGUUCCAUCAAAAUGCAUGAUUUAAUCAGAGAUUUAGCAUUAGGAAUCAUAUCUUCAAUGCCAAAAGAUAUUCAGUUUCCGUUGGGAGCAGAAGGAAUUCAGUUUCUGUUGAGUGCUUAUUCAAGAUCAAUCGAACUACCUAAUGCGGGAGGUAGUUCAUCAUCAAGAUCAUUGAACAUCCUUGAAAGCAGUAGAUUGUGUAUACCAGAAGGUAAUCAAUUUCUGUUGAGAGUUGGAGCAGGUCUAACAGAACCUCCUUUGACGGAAGAGUGGAAACAGGCCAAAAUGAUGUUUUUGAGUGAUAAUGAGUUAUCCAUGUUACCUGAGAAACCAAAUUGCCCUGAACUUUUGGCAUUGUUCUUACAAAGAAACCGGUUGCUGAGAGUGAUACCUCCAUCCUUUUUUGACUGCAUGACCUCUCUCAAAGUGUUGAAUCUAUCUGAGACUAGAAUAAGGUCCUUGCCAGAGAGACUGUUUAAGCUUAAAAACCUCCUAAUUCUCAUUGUAUGUGAUUGUAAACGUCUGUUUAUGCUUCCCUCUGAUGUUGGAUCUCUUCUUUGUCUUGAGGUGCUUGAUCUCCGAGGCACUAAAAUUAAAGUUUUGCCUGAUAAGAUUGGUGAAUUGACAUCCCUGAAACGUUUGGCAGUGUCCUUCUAUGGAUCUAUCGAUGACAGUGAAUAUGUUAAAUUGCCAUGUCAUUUGAUUUUGAGUGGCAUUAUAUCAAAGUUGCGUAAUUUGGACACCUUGAGUAUUGUUCUUUAUCCAGGGGAUGAAAGGUGGCAUGAGGAUGUCAAGUAUGUCAAAACUGAAGUCAGCAAGUUGAAAAAUUUGAAGUUUCUCUGUUUUCAUUUCCCAGAAGUUGAGCAUGUCCAAGAAUUCCUCACAGAAAGCGAACCAUGGAAGAAGAGACUCUUAACGGAGUUCAAGUUUGUGGUUGGCCGCAAUGUCAAGAGUAUUUCUUCUCAGGUCCCAGAGUAUUUGGAAUAUGAUUAUAAUCAGCAGGGUCAAUGCUUGAGAUUUGUAAAUGGUGAAAAGAAACCUGAUGAAGUUCUUCAAAUAUUAGCUCGCAGCACUGCUUUCUAUUUGGAUAAUCAUCUUGACAUUGAGAGCCUUUCCAACUUUGGUGUUGGCAAUAUCAAUGGGUUGAAGUUUUGUAUAAUAAGUGAUUGCCCCAAGGUUAAAAUGGUUGUGCAUGUGGAUGAAGUGAAAAAAGAUACUAAUACUGUUUUUCCUUUCCUAGAGACCUUAAGUAUCCAUCAUUUGUGGAAUUUAACAGCUAUUUGGGAGGGGAUUCUACCAGAACGAAGUUUUGCUCAGUUAAGAAUUUUGUCACUGCAUGGAUGUCCAAAGAUGGAGUAUGUUUUUAGAAGUUCAAUGAUUCAGUAUCUCUGUAAAUUAGAGGAACUGAUUAUCGAAGAUUGUCAAGCCAUCGAACAAAUCAUAUUCAAUGAUGAGAUAGCAGAUUCAUGUUCUGUUUCACUUCCCAGUUUGAAGAAGUUAACACUUCACUAUCUGCCUGGAUUGAUUACCAUUUCGAGUAGUCCCUGGCCGCAAUUAGAAUAUGUCAGCUUCUACUGUUGCCCAAACUUGAAGAAGAUUGAUGCUGAUCCCAGGUUCAAAGAUGUAAUAAUAAAGGCUGAGAAGAGUUGGUGGGAUGCGUUAGAGUGGGAAGAUGAUGAAUUGCGGUUGCACAUUGAAAACUACUCCACCAUUAUUUUUCAAGAUCAUCUGUAA
This is a messenger RNA of Mangifera indica (mango), 2178 nucleotides long. Its product is annotated as probable disease resistance protein At4g27220. The transcript has 2 exons. Lineage: Eukaryota; Viridiplantae; Streptophyta; Magnoliopsida; Sapindales; Anacardiaceae. The record is from RefSeq and is a predicted model, not a curated record. Bases 1 to 2178 code for a protein of 725 amino acids. Gene Ontology annotation, molecular function: ADP binding; protein binding.